CAGUACCUAAUCAUUGCUCUACCACCUUAAACCCUCCGACUCCAACUUUUUCCGUAGGGACUGUUGGGACUCCAAAAGGGUUUCAAGAUCUUAUCCUCCAAGACUCUGUCAUGGCGCUUUGAGCGAACCCAUCACUUUAACUUUCUGUAUUUGCCAAAAGGUUUUCUUGUUUAUCAGAAAUGACAACCCCAUAUCCCUCACAUUUGUUAUCUGCUUCCACUCAUCUCCAAGCUUCCACUAGAAUGGCUCUCAGAAUUCACUCUCCUUGCCUUCAGGGGUUCAAGGGGUCAUUGCAGUAUGUUAAAGAGCAGAACUGCAGUGUGAGUGUUAAACCAUUUUGGUUAUUUCAGAAUACUAGGCCCCGGAUAUCGUGUGCAAUAAAUAUGUCGGCAAACCAGUCAGAUGAUCCUGGAAAAUUGAAAUUGAACCACCUAAUGGACAAGGCAAGAAAGUUGUGGGACAAUUGUCCUCAAUCAGUCAAGAGCUUCCCUUGGAGCAGCGCACUGGAGAACUUUGUUCAACUCAUCCUCGACCUCAUCUUGGCAGUUGUCAAAUACCUAUGUGUACCCUUACUGGCAGUUACGUCCCUUAGUGAAAUGUCUUACUGUGCGCAUGAACGGAAGCUUUUUCUUGUCCCUGUUCCACUUCUCAUUGGGAUUGCUGUUGCUGGGGUCUUGAGAGAUACAGCACAGGAUCUAUCUUCAGUUCUCAAGGAUGCAGAAGUUCCCUGGCAUUUGAUUGCCAUAGCAGCUUUCUUCACAUUUCUCAAAUUGCUGGGGCCAUAUUAUCCAUAUUGGGGGAGAAUAUUUAUUCCACACUUUGCAAACGGGGGGUUAUGGAGGACUUUGUGGUUUGCAUUUUUGUGGUAUAGAAGACCCCAAAAAGAAUUAACAAUCACAUCCCAGCAGAAUUCCGCCAAUGGCAGUCACUCUGAACCAAAUGAGCUUUGAUUCUUGCAGGCAGAAUAUAUGGAUCAGGUACCAUUUAUUUUCACCAAUUACAUGAUUUGAUGACGAAUCUAUUCAUCGAAAAGUUGAAGUAGGAAGCCGCUUCUAUUUGAAGAUUGAUGGUGCUUAGGGUGGUCUUGAUGAUUGCGAGAUAUAAUGGCUGAACUAACAGAGUUUCUGAGUGCACCUUUAUGGUUUUAUCAAUUCUUGCAGGAGGCUUUUGUUGCGGAGUAGAAGAAGUUAAUCUUGUUCUUGUUUUGGUGUUUGUAUUUUAAAGCAUCAUGUUGUCCAGUGCUUGAAUGCAGAUCACAUUGACAUAACCAGAUUUUCAUAAAUCAUAUGAUAGAGUACAUGUAAAUUUCUGGCAGAAAGUCGUCAAAGAAAAGGCUUUGGUAUUUGGA
Messenger RNA from Corylus avellana, 1348 nucleotides. RefSeq lists its product as uncharacterized. The record is from RefSeq and is a predicted model, not a curated record. NCBI's taxonomy places the organism in Eukaryota, Viridiplantae, Streptophyta, Magnoliopsida, Fagales, Betulaceae.